CAUGUUUGACAUUAUUACAUAAUUUUUUUGCUAACCUAAAAAUAUGUUUUAUCAAAUGACUUGAUCGGCGAUUUUGAGUUCUUUUUUAUGAUUAUUUUUUAUAAAACUUGGCUAAAUCUCGAUUGUGUACUAUCGCGCUGUAUAUCCGUAAAGGAUUUUUUGCGUACAUUUAGCGAUGAUGUCUUUACGCUAAAGUGAUUCUUUCGAAAUGGACACCGACCCGAAUAACACUACGGCGGGUCGCGAGACAGGCCGCUGCAUGUCGGUGGCGGCCAUGCAGGCGCUGCACCGGCUGCGCGAGUGCCGCCUGCUGUGCGACGCGGUGGUGCGCGUGGACGACGGUGCAGCCUUCCCCGUGCACCGCGCCAUACUGUCCGCUUGCAGCCCCUACUUCCUGGCUUUGUUCACAACCACCUUGCAUUCACGGGAGCAGAGUGACGUAGUGAUAUCUGGCGUCCGAUCCGAGAUCCUCUUACUUCUGAUCGAGUACGCGUAUCUGCGCCGCAUCGAAGUGACCGACACCAAUGUUCACGAGCUCCUGAUGACGGCCGACUAUUUGGCGUUUCUUGGAGUGUUACAGCUGUGUUGUGACCAUCUUCGCUCCUCCCUCAACCCUAAAAAUUGCCUCGGCAUCAUGAUGUUCGCCAGCCAAAUUUUCAGACGCAUUUUCUGCUACAAGCUCGAAGCUGAUGCGCGGCGGUAUCUGCUGAGGUACUUCGUGACGGUCGCCACCGAGAGCGAAGAGUUCCUGCAUCUGCCACUAGAAGAACUGAACUCGAUCAUUUUGGAGGAUGAACUGAACGUGAAGAGUGAGGAGGCGGUCUGGGAGGCGGUACUGCGCUGGGUGAACCACGAGCCUGACACGCGCUGGGAGAGCACCGUCAAACUGAUGGGCAGCAUCCGCCUCGGAUUGUUGGAUACUCAGUUCUUCCUAGAAAACGUCAAAGAUCAUCCAUACGUCACUGGCAACGAGGGUUCCAGGCCAAUUAUUAUUGAGACGCUAAAAUUCCUGUACGACUUGGAGAUGAUUGCCCAAAGAGACGGUGAGGUGGCGACGCCAGAAAUUGCACGGCCGAGAGUGCCACAUGAGGUGCUAUUUGCAAUCGGUGGAUGGAGCGGUGGUUCACCGACGGCUUUCAUUGAAACCUAUGACACUCGAGCUGAUAGGUGGAUAAAGGUGGAAGAAGUGGACCCGGCCGGACCGCGCGCGUACCACGGCACGGCUGUACUGGGGAACUGUAUUUAUGUCAUCGGGGGAUUUGAUGGGAUGGACUACUUCAACUCUUGCAGAUGUUUUGAUGCUGUAACGAAGAAUUGGCGCGAGGUAGCACCCAUGAACGCCCGCCGUUGCUACGUGUCAGUGGCAGUGCUCGGGGAGACGAUCUAUGCCAUGGGAGGGUACGACGGACACCACCGACAGAACACCGCCGAGAGGUUCAACCACCGCACCAACCAGUGGUCGCUGGUCGCCCCCAUGAACGCUCAAAGAUCCGAUGCCAGUGCUGCUGCUUUGGAUAACAAGAUCUACAUAACGGGGGGCUUCAACGGGCAGGAGUGCAUGAACAGCGUGGAAGUGUACGACCCUGACGCCAACCAGUGGACCAACCUGGCGCCGAUGCGGUCGCGCCGCUCGGGCGUGUCCUGCAUCUCUUACCACAACAAGAUUUACGUAAUAGGCGGAUUCAACGGCAUAUCCCGCAUGUGCAGUGGCGAAGUCUACGACCCCUCGACCAACACCUGGGCGCCAGUGCCAGACAUGUACAACCCUCGGAGCAACUUCGCCAUAGAAGUCAUUGACGACAUGAUCUUCGCUAUCGGCGGCUUCAAUGGCGUCACCACUAUUUACCACGUCGAGUGCUACGAUGAGAAGACUAAUGAAUGGUACGAAGCGACUGACAUGAACAUCUACCGGUCAGCGCUGUCAGCGUGCGUCAUCAUGGGGCUUCCUAACGUGUACGACUACAUACACAAGCACAGGGAACGACUGAUGGAGGAGAAGAGACAGAAGAUACUGCUGUCGGAGACCGCCCGUCACGGAGCUCAGCAUCGCACCACUCUGCCUGAUCUUCCAUGCCCACAGGUCCACCUGAUGGAAGACAACGACAACAUGUUGGAGCAACUGGGCCUCAUAGAGAACCACCAGAACAACGCCGUGCUGGCCCCUCCGCCGCCACCGCCGCCGCUGCCGCCGCCGCCGCCUCAGCGAAUGGACCUCGAAGAGGAUAAUAACUAGGCCCGUCGUGUUGGUACAUUUCUAUCCGGUGAUCGACAAAUAUAAUCAUGAAAGCAAUCAUUGAUUUAUACAGCAAUAUUUACAUAGUUUUGAAUUACGUUUAAAAACAUACAUUUUGAUAGUAAAGUUAAUGAUAAUUUUGAAAUUGUUAUGCUACCGUCCUUUAUUUUUAAUCCAUUUUAGUUUAUUUUAGCGUCUUGCCAUAUUUAUAAUGUAAUAUUUCCAUAAUGUGAGUCAUAUAACUGUAUUUUUGGACUAUUUUUUUAAAAUUGUAUGAAUUUUUCUACCAAGUAUAUAAUUAUUAAGAAACA
Plutella xylostella (diamondback moth) is the source of this 2544-nucleotide messenger RNA. The record is from RefSeq and is a predicted model, not a curated record. Lineage: Eukaryota; Metazoa; Arthropoda; Insecta; Lepidoptera; Plutellidae.